Messenger RNA from Thyridium curvatum, 1707 nucleotides. RefSeq lists its product as uncharacterized. Lineage: Eukaryota; Fungi; Ascomycota; Sordariomycetes; Thyridiales; Thyridiaceae. Gene Ontology annotation, cellular component: nucleus. The transcript is spliced from 2 exons. Gene Ontology annotation, molecular function: ubiquitin binding. The record is from RefSeq and is a predicted model, not a curated record. Gene Ontology annotation, biological process: proteasome-mediated ubiquitin-dependent protein catabolic process. The coding region runs from base 1 to 1707 and encodes 568 amino acids.
AUGGACGACGACGCGAUCGCCAGUUUCAUGGACAUCACCGGUGCCGAUGAGAAUGUCGCCCGCACGGUACUCGGUAUGACAGAUGGCGACCUCUCGCAAGCAUGCACCCUCUACUUCGACAACCCAGACAUUGCCUCCACGGUCAGGCAAGCUGCGCCGGCACCUUCAGCUUCGCAGCCCCAACAGACCGCCACAGGACGAGCUCGCGCCGGUAGAGAAGACGCGAGUGGGGUGAUCCAUAUCGAUAGUGAAGAUGAGGGUGACGAUGAUGUAGAGAUGAUCAACGACUCGGACGACGAUAGAGCCGCCGUCGCGGAGGCGGCACGUCUCGCACAGGAGGACGAGGAUGCCGCCAUGGCGCGGCGCCUGCAGGAAGAGCUCUACUCUAGCGGAGGCGCGGGCGGCCAACGAGGCGCAGAGGACGACGUGAGGGCGCCGCUGGCCAGGACUACAGAGACCCUGGUGGCGCCGACGUACGGCAUGAGCAACGACGAAGACAUGCAUGAUGCGCUGCUGAACCAGCUCCGACAACGAAGACAGCAGCGACAGGCAGCCCCUCGAAACCCCUUCGCCCAGAGCAUCUGGAACGACCCCGACGCCGCUCCCCUAGCGCCGCCCUCGGCCGGCGGCCCCAUGAGCGGCCCCGCGCCCAACAGCCGCGCAGCCCGCCUGGCCGAGCUGUUCCGACCCCCCUACGACCUCAUGUCGCCGUACGCCUGGGAGGAGGCCCGCAGCGAGGGCAAGGAGGAGAAGAAGUGGAUCCUCGUCAACCUGCAGGACAUGGGCGACUUCAACUGCCAGGUGCUGAACCGGGACAUCUGGAAGGACGAGGCGAUCCGGCAGCUGGUGCGCGAGAGCUUCAUCUUCCUGCAGUACUCCAAGGACGACCCGCAGGCGCUCGAGUACAUCCAGUUCUACCUGAGGGAGGGCCAGCACGAGAACCCGGACAACUUCCCGCACGUGGCCAUCGUGGACCCGCGGACGGGCGAGCAGGUCAAGGUGUGGUCCGGGCUGCCGUUCCCCGCGGCGCCCGACUUCCACGCGCAGCUGGUCGAGUUCCUGGACCGGUACAGCCUGGCGGUCAACAGCAAGAACCCCGUGGCCAAGCAGGCGCGGCCGCGGACGGUCGACGUGGACCGCAUGACCGAGGACGAGAUGCUGCGCAUGGCGAUGCAGAACAGCCUCGAGUCGGCCAACGGCGGCGGCGGCGCCAAGGUCGACAUCUACGACCCGGACGAGCUGACCAAGUCGAACCCGGACAUCGGCAAGGGCAAGGGCAAGGCCGUGGCGGAGCCCAUCGACCUCACCGGCGGCGCUGCUGGCGCGGCGGAGCAGCAGCAGCAGCAGCAGCAGCAACAGGAGGAAGAGCCUUCGGCGUCCCAGGCGGCGGCGGCGGCGGCCGAAUCCGCAUUCGCCAGGAUCGCGCCUGACCGGCCGCACGCGGAGCCGGCGCCGGACCCCGCGACGGUGACGCGGAUCCAGUUCCGGCACCCGGAGGGCAGGGUGAUCCGGCGGUUCGCCGUGGCGGACACGGUGGAGCGGAUCUACGAGUGGCUCAAGGCGGAGCCGCUGGAGGGCAAGGAGGGCGUGGCGUUUGAGCUCAAGAUGAUGCCCCAGGGCCGGGACCUGCUCGAGGACCUGGGCAAGACGAUCGGGGAGGCCGGGCUGAAGCAGGGCACCGUCAUGAUCGAGUUCAUCGAGGACUGA